Molecule: messenger RNA, 627 nt
Organism: Cavenderia fasciculata
Lineage: Eukaryota; Evosea; Eumycetozoa; Acytosteliales; Cavenderiaceae
Gene: cadA
Product: calcium-dependent cell adhesion molecule-1
Exons: 2
Coding region: 1-627 (208 amino acids)
Biological process (GO): calcium-dependent cell-cell adhesion
Cellular component (GO): cell-cell junction; external side of plasma membrane; membrane
Molecular function (GO): calmodulin binding; calcium ion binding
Source: RefSeq, a predicted model, not a curated record
AUGUCUGUUACAUUUUACACUGCAAAGAAUUAUGGAGGUGAAUCCGUCAAUUACGCACAAGGUACCAGUGUCGCCUUUUUACCAAACGACAAGUACAAUGAUAAGUUUUUAAGCUGUAAGGUUACUAGUGGAACUUGGGUCAAUGCAUACGAACACAAUGAUGCAUUCAACCCAGAAGCAGGAGCUCACGAAGAACUCCGUGGUGACAACCCCGAUCUUUCAUCUUUGAAUGGUCUAUCCAUGUUCCAAGUAUUGGCUGAUUCAUUUGGUUAUGCUAUUGACAUCAAGUUGGUUUGUGGUGGUUCAUUGUCCAGUGCUGCUGCUGGUUCCUACAAAAUGACUUUUAUUCCCUACCAAGUCAACCCAGUCACCACUAUGAAUGGUGAUGCAUACAUCCAAUGUCCAAUUCCAAAGUUAACCCCACCAGACUCUGAAAUUGUCUGCCAACUUUCCUGCCAGGAAACCGCAUGGCCAGGAGCAACCGUUGCCAACGGAUCUGUCUAUUUCAAGUACACUCCAAACACUGGUGUCAUCUCCUUCCGUAAAACUGAAGGUUUCCCAACCAACAUGGAUGUGACUCAAGAUGGUAAAACCAACUUUAUCUUUUCUCUCAACUCUAGACCAUAA